CUCUUAUAUGCAUCACUCAUCACUCUUCACUCUUCACUCUUCACUCUUCACUCUUCACUACCUAAGAUGGCUUCCUCCUUAUCUUUUCUAGUGCUGCUCUUUGGAGCUCUGAUCCUAAGCCCACAAGGGUUUGCUAGGGUUCCUGCAGUACCUGCUCAUGAGUCACCAAAUGACACACCAUCACCUAUUUUUAAAUCUCCAAACAACUCCCCAUCACCUGUUUUUGAAUCACCAAACAAGACACCAUCACCUGUUUUCAAGUCUCCAAGUAACUCACCAUUGAACAAGGCACCUAUUUUUGAGUCGCCAAACAAUUCUCCAUCACCUGUUUUUGAGUCUCCAAACAAGACACCAUCACCUGUUUUUGAGUCACCAAACAAGACACCAUCACCUGUUUUCAAGUCACCAAACAAGACACCAUCACCUGUUUUUGAGUCUCCAAACAAGACACCAUCACCUGUUUAUGAAUCACCAAACAAUUCACCAUCACCUGUUUUUGAAUCACCAAACAAGACACCAUCACCUGUUUUCAAGUCUCCAAGUAACUCACCAUCACCUACUUUCAAGUCUCCAAACAACUCUCCAUUGAACAAGGCACCUAUUUUUGAGUCGCCAAACAAGACACCAUCACCUGUUUUUGAGUCUCCAAACAAGACACCAUCACCUGUUUUUGAAUCACCAAACAAUUCACCAUCACCUGUUUUUGAGUCACCAAACAAGACACCAUCACCUGUUUUCAAAUCUCCAAGCAACUCACCAUCACCUACUUUUAAGUCUCCAAACAACUCACCAUUGAAAAAGGCACCUGUUUUUGAGUCGCCAGACAAAACACCAUCACCUGUUUUCAAAUCUCCAAGCAACUCACCAUCACCUACUUUCAAGUCUCCAAACAACUCACCAUUGAAUAAGGCACCUAUUUUUGAGUCGCCAAACAACACACCGUCACCUGUUUUUGAGUCACCAAACAAAACACCAUCACCUGUUUUCAAAUCUCCAAGCAACUCGCCCUCACCUGCUUUCAAGUCUCCAAACAACUCACCAUUGAAUAAGGCACCUGUUUUUGAGUCGCCAAACAAGACACCAUCACCUGUUUUUGAGUCACCAAACAACUCACCAUUUAAGGCUCCUUAUGGCACUCCGAAUUAAAGCGAAUUGAAUGAACCAAGAAGAUAAUAAUAUGCAUGCAACAAGCUAGGCAUAAUAAUAUGUACAUAUCUGAUAAUAAAUAAGUGGUCUCUCCAGUUUCGUCCUUAUCUAUUGCAUGCAUGCAUGCUUAGUUUUCUUCUCGUAUGUUAUUCUUGGUUACUUCAUUUCAAUUCUCUCUACAAUUCUGUGGCCAAGAACACAUAACCAUCUCUCUCUCUCUAUAGACGUAAGGUCAGUGAAGUUAAGGAGUAAAAUAUGGUGCUUUGUGUACUCCUAAUUUAUUAUAAAUAAAAUGAUUAUGUUGAGAUCUU
This is a messenger RNA of Arachis ipaensis, 1457 nucleotides long. Lineage: Eukaryota; Viridiplantae; Streptophyta; Magnoliopsida; Fabales; Fabaceae. The record is from RefSeq and is a predicted model, not a curated record.